Molecule: messenger RNA, 4504 nt
Organism: Felis catus (domestic cat)
Lineage: Eukaryota; Metazoa; Chordata; Mammalia; Carnivora; Felidae
Gene: SPIDR
Product: scaffold protein involved in DNA repair
Exons: 20
Coding region: 376-3063 (895 amino acids)
Biological process (GO): double-strand break repair via homologous recombination; regulation of establishment of protein localization to chromosome
Cellular component (GO): nuclear chromosome; nucleoplasm
Source: RefSeq, a predicted model, not a curated record
UUGUUAUUACAUAUAUACCUUUCCUAGUAGGAUUUUACUUUUAUGUUUUCUUGUUACUAAUUAUGCCUUUUCUUCUCAGCUUGGAGAAGUCUCUUAAUAUUACUUCUAUUACUGGUUGCAUGGCGAUGGACUCCUUUAAUUUUUUUUCCUGGGAACUCCUCAUCUCCCCUACAAUCCUGAGUGAUAACCUUGCUGGCUAGAGUAUUUUUGGUUAGAAAAAGAAAUUGGGAUAUAGAAUACCCAUCCUUACCUGGAGGGAGUCCACUGAAGUUCAGAAGAGCAGGUCUCAGGACAGUGGGGGCAACUGCCUCUCUCUCUGAAGCAUGGCUCAGGUGUGGAGAAGGAUUUCAGGACACUUCUGGGACCCUGUUGUUAAUGGCUGAAAAGAAGAUUGUUACAGAGAAGCACCUUGAAUUAUCUCUGAGACCCAAGGAAGAAACUGCUGCAUCUAAGAGUACCAGUGGACUUACAGAUAUAACAUGGAGUUCCAGUGGAAGUGAUGUGUCAGAUGAGGAUAAAACACUUUUUAAAUCACAAAGAGAUAAUGGACAUAGUUCUAGGAUAGACAGAUUUUCUAAUAGGAACAAGAAUGUUUUAUGUACAGAAGAUGGGGCCAGUGAAGAUGAACUACAGUUUAUUGACUGGGAGAUUGACAGUGACAGGGAAGAUACUAGUGAGUAUAAUGAAUUUGAAGACUGUGAGAGUGUUGUGGAAAUAUCAGACUGUGCUUCUUGUUCAAGCAAUCAUUCUUCGACUAGUGAAGAGGGGUUCUCUGAGCUCUUGAAGAGAAGUUCUACAGAAAUUUUGGAAUAUUCAUCAGAUAGUGAAAAGGAAGAUGACUCAGAGAAUGCCUUGUUCAUUGAUUCAGAAUCCUCUCCCCAAAACCACAUGGAUUUUGGAACUGAUGUUAGAGAGGUGAUGGAGAGACCAAUAAGGCGGAAGGUGAAAUCUGCAGAGACCAUUUUGUACACGCCCCAGAAGCAGACGUUUCCCAGGACUCCAGGACCAUCAGCAAAGAUGAAGCUUCUAAGAGGCGGGCUAGCAGAAAGACUAAAUGGACUGCAAAAUCGAGAGAGAUCUGCCAUUUCUUUAUGGAGACAUCAAUGUGUUUCUUACCAAAAGACACUUUCAGGUAGAAAGUCUGGCAUAUUAGUUGUGAAAAUUCUAGAGCUGCAUGAGGAAUGCACCAUCCAAGUUGCUAUGUGUGAGCAGUUAGCAGGGAUGCAAGCCGACAGCUCUUCUCUAGGUCAGGCCCCCAGGACUGGACUGAAGGUGCUGUUCACCAAGGAGACUGCUUGCCAUCUCAGGGGACAUCCCCAAGACAUCAUCCAUAUUUACCCUCCCUGGCAAAAGCUUGUUAUCCCAAAUGGAAGUUGCCCUGUUAUUCUGAAUACUUACUUUUGUCAGAAAAUUGUCACCAAAGAAGAUUCAAAAAUAAUACGUGAAGUGCACUGUUGGGACACACCCCUUCCAAGAAGAAGUAUCACUUUGGCCCAGAUGUUUAUAUUUAAGAACCUAACAAUUAAAUCUCCUGAAGGCCAGGUUAUGUGUAGUGAUCUCACUACCAUGAGGACAGAAUGCACCCGUGGACAUGAGGAAACCAAGCAAUGCUUCCCAGCUCAAGCUCCCCUGAGGGACUCUCUUCUGGAUGCAGUGGAAAGCCAGGGAGCUGCCCCAUGGUCAGGAGUCAAGGUCCGAGUGGUGGUACAAAGAGUUUACUCUCUUCCCUGCAGGUAUCAGCAGGGAGGUGGCUCAGCUGUUCCACCGGGCCCAGACCCAUCCAGAGCUCGAGUCUGCCUUCUCGUGCAAGAUGCCUAUGGAAUGUUCAGUGAAGUAUACUCUGAGGGCGCCAUCUUGAAAGACCAACAGUUGGAAGGGAAAUCCUGCAGCCUGAUGGGAAUGAAGGUUCUACAGAAGGCCACCAGAGGAAGGACAGCAGGGCUUUUCAGCUUGAUUGACACCAUGUGGCCUCCAGCCAUGCCUCUGAAAGCACCUGGCCGUGGCCAAGCCCAUGAAGAGGUAGAAACUCGUGUGCCUCCUCCUAGCUUCUGUUACAUCCUCUCUGCUCAUCCAAGUGUGGGACAGAUUGAUGUCAUAGAAGAAGACCGCAUUUCUAAGCUUUACCAACCUCCAGUUACCCGCUUCUUAAGAGAAAUUCUUCAGACCGAUGACCACAGUACACGUUGCAGUUUCUAUGCCAGAGUGAUUUAUCAAAGAUCACAGCAAAGGGAGAUUUGGCUGAUGGUGACUGAUGUCACCCUGCAGAUGCAGGAUGAGAAUAACUCUGGCCUCCCCAAAACUGUACCAGUCUGUGUGGCCCCCUCAUGUGUGCUGAGCCAGGAAGUCGUGGAAGCACUCGCCGAGGCUACCCCUCACAGCUUCCUCUUCAGGGACACUCUCCGAGCCCAGGGUCAGAUUGUUUGUGUUGAACGAAGUGUCCUUUUGCUUCAAAAGCCCCUUUUGGGUAUGGCCUCCGGUGCUCCCUCCUGUGAACUGACCAGCCCUGUGAAGCUCAAUGAACUGGAUUCUGUCACUCAGGUCAACUCCAUUUGUAGCGUUCAAGGCACUGUGGUCGGUGUGGAUGAGAGCACGGCUUUCUCAUGGCCCACCUGUGACCUGUGUGGCAACGAGAGACUGGAGCAGAGCCCGGGAGACAGAGGCGCCUUUUCCUGUGGGGACUGCUCCCGCGUGGUCAUCUCUCCUCUUCUCAGAAGGCACUUGCAGGUGUUCCUGGACUGCCCAUCUCACCCCCAGUGCACAGUGAGGGUCAAGCUGUCCCAGGCCAGUAUUUCUUCGCUCCUGAGGUUCGCCGCCUGCGAAGAUGGGGUAAGUCCAGGGACACGCAACCCAGGUGUCCAGCCCUGUGCGCUUCAGCCUGAGUCAGUGGAUCAUCCCCAGAGUUAUGAAGUGAAGAGUGUCCUCGGAAAGGAGGUGGGGCUGUUGAAUUGUUUUGUCCGGUCCGUAACCACCCACCCGGCUAGCUGCGUUGGAUUGGAGGAAAUUGAGCUCCUGACUGCAGGAAGAGCCUCUUCCCGACACUGCCCGUCGCCACAGGAGCUGUGAACUUUGUGAUGCAGCGGAGGUGGUGGUUGGGAUAGUUAUUUGUUAACUACGGGCAGAGUGAGUGUACUGUAUGAUCUUGAAAUGGAACUUAGAUUUUUCUAGGGCAAAUGUUAGCAAGAUAAUUUUGUAAACUAUACCUCAAAAUGCUUUUUUCUACAGUUAUAUUUUACGACCUUUGUGCAAAUUCAGGAACAUGUUACAUUAAAACUUAACUAAGCUUGAGGCCUUCAUUUUGUACUUCAUCUUAGGCAGUAUUAAAACAGCAAGAAAAAAAUUCUGCUCACUUGUAAUUUUUAAGUGUUUAAAACUGUUACUCCUAAAGUAUAGAUAAGUUACCUGCUGUGAUUCUCGCUAUACAGAUAGGCCUGUUUAAUCAUGCUGGGUACUGUGCACAGAGAGCCGAGAUUACAGACUCAAGAGGAGUGAUUGGUUAUUGUUGGCUUUGUUGGCAGAGAUUUCAAUUAACACGAAAUGAUGAAUAAAUUGUCUUUAGACAAUAAAGAUUUUGUUUCCUCCUUUAUAACAAGACAAUCAUGAUAGGCCACGGUUAAAUUACAUAAGAUAGACCUAGCAGCCCAGAGCAAGAAAGGGCGCCGAGUACCCGCUUUAACUGGGGGAAAGGUGAACGGCUUGAUUUGUCCUGAUGAAGCUUGGAAACAUUUCAACGACCGGCAGGACUGCUGCUUUUGAGGAGCUUUUUGACCGUCUUUUGCAUCUACCACAGAACUAUCUUAUGUUUACACCCACUCGGAAAACCUACUGGAAGCUGUAAGACUGAGGAAAGUGAAAGCAAAGUCCCAUGGAAGCCAUGGAAGCCAAAGACUCAGACAUGCUGUGCGGAGAGCCGGAUCCCUCCCCUCACCCCUCACCCCUGCAGCAGCCAACUGAAGUUAGGGAGCCCUGGGGGGCUCUUGCCUACAGAGGAGCCCCUAAGUCAACUGCAGGACCGGUCAUCCCGCCAGCCUCCUCCCCAAGGCCCGGAACUUCUCUGGGAGCACCUUCCACCGGAAAGCUACUAGUCUAGCGCGAGUUCCUUUAUUCAUGCUUCCUCGAUCUUAAGCAAACAAAACAUCUGGAGGUGGACUCUGGCAGGUUUCAAAGAGCAAAGCAGAUCCCCUCUUCUAGGGAGCUCAGGUCCCCCCUCAGGGACACACACCUGAGUCCCGCGGCCUCCCCGGUGCCUUGCUGCACGCCUGGCACUGGAACGUGCCCUUCCCCAGCGAGGUCCUGGGGCCACCAGCAUUCAGGAGUCACUGUGAAUACGGGAAUCGGGGGUGGUUUUAAAUGCUUCUUUAUUCUUACAAAUGCUGUAAAAAUUAAUAUAAAAAAGUGAGCAUGCUCAGUCUUUUCCUCUUAUCUACAAUACAAAGGGUUUGUCUGAAAAGUUUGUUUCCUUUUUUUUUUUUUUUUUUUUUUUUUUACAAAUGUACCUUAGCUGCAU